AUGAGCGACAAUAAAGACCACCACGAAUUGAAACAAAAGCUACAACAGCUGACAGAGGCCCUUUAUGCGUUUUGUGAUGCUAUCAACACGCUAAGAAACGCACGCGAAGGAACGUUGAACAAUCUCUCAAAGUCGACGUCUGGAAAAAGUGAUAACCAAGAUAUGCAAAGACAUGAACGCAGCUUGGAAAGAAGAGAUAGCGAGAAAACCGAAACACAUUCGCCUGGGAAAAGACUACGUCAAUCCUCAGAGGGCGAGGAAAAAGAUUGCACACCGAAAAGAUGCUACCAGCAAUCCGAAAGCGGAGAAUCAGAGUACGAUGCGCGCGGAAGAAGAGAAGCUUUUGAAGAAACAGAAACAAGUUCCGAAACAAGUGCACAUCCAGAAGGCCCAGAACAGCCUAUUUUACAAGUGAGGCCGGAGGACAUGAUACAACAUGUUUCACAAGAGGAACAACUCGUCGUGGAAGUCAUUGAAGUCUUUAACGAGGUGAAUGAGACACGCGAGUUACACGAUGAGGAAGAAGAACGUUUUGUGGAGAUUAUAGAAGAAGAUGAUGAACAAGAUACAGGAAUCAAGCCCCCGAAGAGAGAAAAAGGAACCCAAUUGAAGAGGGAGAGCCUUUUGGUGAAGCCAUGA
Cylicocyclus nassatus is the source of this 639-nucleotide messenger RNA. Lineage: Eukaryota; Metazoa; Nematoda; Chromadorea; Rhabditida; Strongylidae. The record is from the annotation of a GenBank genome assembly.